GGAAGGCGCGAGACUACUGAUGCCAAGUGGAACUGACGCGCACCAGUUCAAAAUGUUACUUGGUGUGCACCUGAUGACUCUGAUCCAACCAUGAUGAGAGAAGAAACAUAGAAAAAUGUAAUGAAAAUGGCUUUUCAGGUACACUUGGUCUGUCAUUUGGAGAGUUGCUUUUUGCAUCCCUGAGGAAUUACAUCUGUUUAUGGGAAAUUCUGGAUUUUGUCACUGAGGAUUUUACUUGCCCCAGAGAAAGCCUCUUGUCCACCGUUUUUUGGUGUGCUUCAUAGAGAUCAUGGCCAGAAACUCAUUCCGUGGGUCGAAGUACAAGGCAGAAGCCAAUCAUGAUGGAGAUUUUGGCUGUACACUCAAAGAGCUUCGCUCUCUCAUGGAACUCAGAGGGGCAGACGGAUUACAAAGAAUCCAGGAAUGUUAUGGAGAUGUUCAGGGACUCUGCUCCAGGUUGAAAUCAUCACCAAUAGAGGGGUUAAGUGGUCAUUCUGAUGACAUUGCAAGAAGAAAAGAAGAAUUUGGAAAGAAUUUUAUACCUCCUAAAAAGCCAAAAACAUUCCUUCAGUUAGUGUGGGAAGCGUUGCAGGAUGUGACUCUAAUUAUAUUGGAAGUUGCAGCCAUAAUAUCCUUAGGCCUUUCCUUCUAUAAACCUCCUGAUGCUGAGAGAGAAUUCUGUGGCAGGGCAGCUGGAGCAGUUGAGGAUGAGGGUGAGGCAGAGGCGGGGUGGAUCGAGGGAGCUGCCAUCCUCCUGUCUGUCAUCUGUGUGGUUCUCGUCACUGCCUUUAACGACUGGAGCAAAGAGAAGCAAUUCCGUGGGCUGCAGAGCCGAAUCGAACAAGAGCAGAGGUUCAAUGUAGUCCGAGCUGGACAGGUCAUUCAGAUUCCUGUGGCCGAGAUCGUGGUUGGAGACAUCGCUCAAGUCAAAUAUGGUGACCUCCUUCCUGCUGAUGGUGUGCUAAUCCAAGGGAAUGAUCUCAAAAUCGAUGAGAGUUCGCUCACUGGAGAGUCUGACCAUGUCAAAAAAACUUUGGACCAAGACCCCAUGCUGCUUUCAGGCACACAUGUGAUGGAGGGCUCAGGUAAAAUUCUGGUCACUGCGGUAGGCGUGAACUCUCAGACUGGCAUCAUCUUUACUCUGCUCGGAGGCGGUGAAGAUGAUGAUGAUGACAAUGAGGAGAAGAAAGAAGAGAAGGAGAAGAAGAAAAGAGAGAAGGAAGAGAAAAAGAGAGAAAAUGAGAGGAAAAAGAAAGAAAAAAAGAAAAAUAAAAAGCAAGACGGAAGAGAUAAAAAGAAAGAUAAGGAUGGAGGUACAGUGGAGAUGGACCCUCUCAACAGUGAUGAUGGAGAAGAAGAAGAGAAAAAAACAAAGCUACCAAAGAAAGAGAAAUCUGUGCUUCAAGGAAAGCUCACCAAACUAGCUGUACAAAUUGGAAAAGCAGGUCUCUUCAUGUCAGCCAUCACGGUCAUCAUUCUUGUGGUGCUCUUUUUGGUGGAUACUUUCUGGGUUCAGGGGCUUCCCUGGAUCAAAGACUGCACUCCCAUCUACAUCCAGUUUUUUGUUAAGUUCUUCAUCAUCGGUGUCACUGUGCUGGUUGUUGCUGUGCCUGAGGGCCUACCCCUCGCCGUCACCAUCUCAUUGGCUUAUUCUGUCAAAAAAAUGAUGAAGGAUAACAAUCUGGUGAGACAUCUGGACGCUUGUGAGACGAUGGGCAAUGCCACUGCAAUCUGCUCGGAUAAAACGGGCACCUUAACUACGAACAGAAUGACGGUGGUUCAGGUUUAUAUUGCAGACAGACACUACAGGAAGGUCCCAGAGCCUGAUCUGAUUCCAGGCAAAAUCAUGAACCUACUUACUACAGGCAUCAGUGUCAACUGUGCAUACACUUCCAAAAUCAUGCCUCCUGAGAAAGACGGCGGUCUGCCCCGUCAAGUUGGGAACAAAACAGAAUGUGCCUUGCUGGGGUUUUCCCUUGAUUUACGAAAAGAUUACCAAAUGAUUCGCAAUGAAUAUCCUGAGGAAAAACUGUUCAAAGUAUACACCUUUAACUCGGUGAGGAAAUCCAUGAGCACAGUCCUAAAAAACUGUGAUGGAAGUUACCGUAUGUUCAGCAAAGGAGCCUCAGAAAUCCUCCUGAAGAAAUGUUGUAAAAUCCUGACAGCCAGUGGCGAUGCCAAAGCCUUCAAGCCCAGGGAUCGAGAAGACAUAGUGAAAAAUGUGAUUGAGCCCAUGGCCUCAGAGGGCUUGAGAACCAUCUGCCUGGCCUACAGGGAUUUCGAUCUCUCAGAUGGGGAACCAGACUGGGAUGAUGAGACAGAUAUACUGACUGGACUCACCUGCAUUUGUGUAGUGGGCAUUGAGGAUCCUGUUCGGCCAGAGGUCCCAGAUGCUAUUAAGAAGUGUCAGCGAGCAGGCAUCACGGUGCGCAUGGUCACCGGGGACAACAUUAACACCGCUCGAGCUAUUGCAACCAAGUGCGGCAUUAUCAAUCCUGGCGAUGACUUCCUGUGCAUUGAAGGAAAAGAGUUCAACAGGCGGAUACACAAUCAACUGGGAGAGAUCGAGCAAGAACGCCUAGACAAGAUCUGGCCGAAACUACGUGUACUUGCAAGAUCUUCUCCAACUGAUAAGCAUACUUUGGUAAAAGGUAUAAUCGAUAGCACCAUUGUAGAACAAAGACAAGUAGUUGCUGUCACAGGAGACGGAACCAAUGAUGGCCCUGCACUGAAAAAAGCAGAUGUUGGAUUUGCAAUGGGCAUUGCUGGUACAGAUGUGGCCAAAGAGGCAUCAGACAUUAUCUUGACGGAUGAUAAUUUCUCCAGCAUUGUAAAGGCAGUGAUGUGGGGAAGGAACGUUUAUGACAGCAUCUCCAAAUUCCUCCAAUUUCAGCUGACGGUCAAUGUUGUGGCUGUGAUUGUGGCGUUUACUGGAGCCUGUAUCACACAGGACUCCCCUCUCAAAGCUGUGCAGAUGCUGUGGGUGAAUUUAAUCAUGGACACGUUUGCAUCUUUGGCGCUGGCAACGGAGCCUCCCACUGAGGCUCUACUGUUGCGGAAACCUUACGGCCGCAACAAGCCCCUUAUUUCCCGCACCAUGAUGAAGAACAUCCUUGGACAUGCUGUGUAUCAGCUAACCAUCAUCUUCACUCUGCUGUUUGCUGGUGAGCAGAUCUUUGACAUUGACAGCGGCAGGAACUCUCCUCUUCAUGCCCCGCCUUCAGAGCACUACACCAUCGUCUUCAAUACCUUUGUGAUGAUGCAGCUCUUCAACGAGAUCAAUGCUCGAAAGAUCCACGGCGAGAGAAAUGUUUUUGAGGGCAUCUUCAAUAACUUGAUCUUCUGCACCAUUGUAUUCGGGACCUUUGUUAUCCAGAUAAUUAUUGUGCAGUUUGGAGGGAAGCCUUUUAGCUGUGUAGGUCUCACUAUUGACCAGUGGCUGUGGUGUGUCUUCCUUGGUUUUGGCUGUCUUCUCUGGGGUCAGUUGGUCACCACCAUUCCCACGAGUCGACUGAAGUUCCUGAUGACAGCAGGUCAUGGAACCCAGAAGGAGGAGAUACCUGAAGAGGAGCUUGAGGAGAUGGAAGACUUGGAUGAAAUUGACCAUGCUGAAAUGGAGCUAAAAAGAGGGCAGAUUCUGUGGUGCAGGGGUCUCAACAGAAUUCAGACACAGAUCCGUGUGGUGAAUGCAUUCCGGGAUUCCAUGUCCCCUUAUGAAGGCCUGGAGACACCAGAGUCCCGCAGCUCCAUUCACAACUUCAUGAGCCACCCAGAAUUCAAUAUUGGGGAUUCAGAGCCAGCCAUCCCCCUUAUCGAUGACACAGACCCUGAGGAGGAUGCACCCACUAAACGCAACACAAUCCCUCCCCCACUGCCUCCAAUUUUAUCUUCUCCUAAUCAGAACAAUAAUGCAUCUGAUAACAGGGGCUUCCAUCACAAUAAAAAUCUAGCAAAGACUAUCCUUCCUCCGACUCCUGGAAGCCCACUGCACAGCCUGGAGACCUCUCUCUAAUACAGUACCACCCACGCUGAGACCAUGUCAGUGACCCCGUGAGACUUGGGCAUAUUAAGGACAAGGUCUGGAGUUUUGGUCCACUGUCAGUCUGGAAACUGGAACUGGCAAGAUAGCAAAACUUGGCAAGUGAUGGUUUUGUUUGUUUUGUUUUUUUUUUAUGUAAAUGGUGUGGUUUGAGAAUAGACAGCGUUGCAUCUAAAUAGAUGUCUGAUUUAUGAAACUUGAUGAAAGUGUCUACUUCCCCCUUUUUUCAGUUAAAUAUUUUGAUAUGUGGUAUUGGGUGUUCAUAUACGUGUAGUUGGAUUAAUUUCCAGUUUUUUCGUUUUUUAUUGUGGGUAAAAAUGGAAGGAAAAAUACAAAGAGUUUUCCUUCCUUCAGAGCAAUUUAUUGUAGUUGCUACUCAGUUUCAUAAUGAACACUCUUUUUUGAACAUAAGGUUUACUAUUGGCUUUUAAAGGAAUAGUUCACCCAACUGUAACAGGUAAAGGACAGGCAAGGAGGAGGUGGGAACCGGCUGAACAGUAAACAAAGUUUUAAUGAGAAACUCAACUUAAAACAAACGUAAACCAACACAGACACACCUGCAAUGCGGUCGCGUGCGUCUCUCUCUCCCGAACCGGCGUCUCCGGCUGCCCUUUAUCUCGCUCUCCCGCUGAUCAGCUGAUUCAGCGCCAGCCGUGCUCCAUCACGGCCCGGCCACACCCUCCUCCUCGUCACACUAACAAUUAAAAUUCUCAUCAUUUACUCACCCUCAUGUAAUCCCAGAUGUGUAUGACUUUUUAUCUUCUGUUGAACACAAACAAAGGUUUUUAUAAGAAUGUAUCAGCUCUUUAGGUCCAUAAAAUGCAAGUGAAUGGUGACCAAGACUUUGAAGCUCCAAAAGCACAUAAAGGGAGCAUAAAAGUAAUCCAUAAGACUCCAGUGGUUAAAUCAAUAUCUUCAGAAGUGAAAUGAUAGGUGUGGGUGAGAAACAUUAAUAUUUAAGUCCUUUUUUUCACUAUCAUUCUUCUUCUUUUGUUUUUGGCAAUUCACAUUAUUCGUGCAUAUCGCCACCUACUGGGCAGGGAGGAGAAUUUAUAGUAAAAAAGGAUUUAAACAUUGAUCUGUUUCUCACCCACACCAAUCAUAUCACUUUAGAAGACAUGAAUUUAACCACUGGAGUCGUAUGGAUUAAUUUUAUGCUGCCUUUAUGUGCAUUUUGGAGCUUCACAAUUUUGGUACCCAUUCACCUGCAUUGUGAGGACCAACAGAGCUUAGAUAUUCUUCUAAAAAUCUUUGUUCUGCAGAAGAAAGAAAGUCAUACACAUCUGGGAUGGCAUGAGGGUGACUAAAUGAUGAGAGAAUUUUCAUUUUGGGUGAACAAUUCCUUUAAGUUAUAUGUUUUUUAUUUUUAGAAAGCAGAUAGGAAUCCAUAGAAGGACUACCUGAUAAGCCUUGUGGUCUAAUUUACAGUAAAUGUGAAAAGAUAUACACGCAAUGCCUCACCAUUAAACAACUUAAGAGGGGAACGGCAGAUCCGUUUUGGGCUUUUUGUUUAAUGAAGAGUGAACUUAUCCACUCGUACUGGAAUUUACAGCAAAAUUACACAACUAGUGUGUAUUAAGGGAAUAAAAUGUUGUCUGUUCAUAAGAUUUACAGUGGUACAUUUUGCUCUGGCAAAAACAUAUUUGAAUUUCAUGUCUUCUUUUUUAUAUUUUUAAAUCAACAAAAUAAAAAACAAGAAAGGUAACAGGGACACACUAAGAGCUUUGUGCACAAGCCUGUUAUGUAGCAGUGUGUUUUCUGUAAAGAGUGCUUUUUUAUUAUUAUUUUGAUCCUCCCCACCCCUCUAAAUAACAGAUGAUAAUAUACACACCACAGCAUAAACACCACACAAGUCCCAUGAAUUUAGUCAAAAUGCCAUUGUAUGAAAUAGUGUGAUGAUAAUGUGAAGUGUAUUUAUUCAUUAUUGGAGCUAUUAUUCGUUGUGGGAAUAUGAAAACCUAAUUUCAACUGAAUGUGGUGUAGGAUUUAAACCAAAAUUAGGGCGUAGGCUCUGUUUGGAUGUAUACACAUUUAAUAAAAUAAUUUAGCAAAUAGGAAAGAAAGAAAACAGGAGAGAAUUCUUUGGUUAUUUUUGUUUGUUUCGCUGUAGUUUCAUUCCCAUUUUGGGAAUGAAUAUUUGUACAUCUGUUUAUGGAAUAUUAUAAUUUUUUUUCUAUUGUAAUAUUUGGUAAUAAAGUAAUUAAUGUCUAUUAAUCUUGAGAAAUGUAAAUGGUUAUUGUGGUUCAAUUUACAUUUGAAAGUCUUUGAAUUAUGUGUAUGUUUUUUGACAAUAAAA
Molecule: messenger RNA, 6335 nt
Organism: Myxocyprinus asiaticus (Chinese sucker)
Lineage: Eukaryota; Metazoa; Chordata; Actinopteri; Cypriniformes; Catostomidae
Product: plasma membrane calcium-transporting ATPase 1-like
Exons: 21
Coding region: 290-4012 (1240 amino acids)
Biological process (GO): regulation of cytosolic calcium ion concentration; calcium ion transmembrane transport
Cellular component (GO): membrane; intracellular membrane-bounded organelle
Molecular function (GO): ATP binding; PDZ domain binding; P-type calcium transporter activity
Source: RefSeq, a predicted model, not a curated record